Penicillium vulpinum is the source of this 1665-nucleotide messenger RNA. RefSeq lists its product as uncharacterized. The transcript is spliced from 2 exons. Gene Ontology annotation, molecular function: ubiquitin binding. The record is from RefSeq and is a predicted model, not a curated record. NCBI's taxonomy places the organism in Eukaryota, Fungi, Ascomycota, Eurotiomycetes, Eurotiales, Aspergillaceae. Bases 1 to 1665 code for a protein of 554 amino acids.
AUGAUCACAGCCAUGGGGAACCGUGACGAUGAGCUCUUCAAGGAGCUGCAAAGCACCUACUGUCCGCCAAUUGAUCCCGCGUUGUUUGUUGCGAUCGUAUCAGACUUUGACCUAGCGAUUCCCAGUCAGGUUGAACAGUUGCGUGAAACCCUGGACGUGUUGAACGCAUCUGCUGUUGAGCAAGAAAACCUGCCAUUUGACCCCACAGGCACAACUAAUCUUCGAAAUUCUGAGGCCUCAGGCUCUCUGAUCGGCGAAUCGUGCGACGACGUACCCUCAGAUUUUACAAGCUGGCCAUCACUUGACACUGUUGAACAGGAUGAUGAAGACUCCAAUAAUCCCAAUCCUGAUGCACAAAGGCUCAAAGACUCUAAGCUUGCAUACACCUUCCUGGGUAUGACCACUGCUGACAAGGCACAAAACUUGAUUAGCAUGUUCCCGACUAUCACUCGCCUGGAAGCUGAGCGCAUCCUUGAAGACUGCCAUGACAGCCUCAGUCGCUCAAUGGAUGUCUUGCUCAAUCUUGCUUUCAUUGAAGAGACACAACUUGCUAGAGAAACUCCUCAAGAAACCCCAAACGAGGUUGCUAAGGACAAUCAAUCCUCCAUUCCCAAGUCAAUUGAUGGCUUCCAGGCCCAGGAGGACGAGAACGCCGGUGGCAAGAAAUCCCGCAAGAAGAAAAAGCAGCAGAAGCAACGUCGAGCUGAGCUGGCCUCCCAGGCCAUGAAUACUCCCUCUACCAAUAAAUGGGAGGCAGGAAAGAAGGACAUCGAGUUUCUUUCCUCGCGGGCCUGCGCUUUGCAGAAGGAGAAGAUUGCCUCAACUUAUCAUGAAAACUCAAUGUCACUCUGUGCAACGAUCAGAGCCUUGGCGCAGGCCUAUGGGCCUAAGGACAUACAUGAAAUCGAGGAUGAUCCUGUACUCGUUACACAAGCGGGGGAGCUCAGUCACAAGUACCCCAGCAUCCAACCUACCACUCUGAUUGGUUUGAUUCGAAUUACAGACAAUGAGGUCUCAGCCACGGAUGAACUAGCUGAUACCUUAGCCCGUCGGCCUGAUCUCACUUCUGUCUCAAAUAUCAUCAGUUUUGUUUCAGCCCCGGUCAAUCUCGACGAUGAAGAGGAGAAUCUGGCUCCAGCUCAGCAAGCGGAAACUGCCUCAGAUUUCAUGGAUUUCAACGAAGCCGCCGCCGCCGCCAACUCUCACUUCGCAGCCCGCUCAACUGCCCUCGCUCAGGCAUCCCAGUCAGCCCGCCGCGCACGCUCCAACCCCCUCUACGGUGGCGCCUCUGCGUAUUACCGGGACGUUGGAAACGAACAACGCCAGCUUGCCAUGCGUCAUUUGGCAACAGCUUCUGACCGGUUGGUGGCCCGCCAAUCAUCGCAUUCUGACUUGGAUCUGCAUGGCGUGACAGUCGCCAACGCGGUCAGAAUCGCACGGGAGAGCGUCCAGGCGUGGUGGGACGGACUGGGGGAUCAGAAGUACGUCCGUGGUGGGGGACAGAGCUCCCACGGCGGGUUCAACAUUGUGUGCGGUGUUGGUAAUCACUCUCUUGACCGUAAGUCACAUAUUGGACCCGCGGUUUGGAAAAUGCUACAGAAGGAGGGGUGGCGGGUGGAGCUCAACCGAGGCUCCAUGUUGGUGACUGGUGUGAACCGCCGUUAA